AUGCCUUCAGCCACAGGCCAGUCCUGGGAGAAGUACCAGAAGAACUUUGCCGACGACGAGGUUGAGGAGAAGAAGAUCACGCCUCUCACUGAUGAGGACAUCCAGGUGUUGAAGACAUACGGGGCCGCACCCUAUGGCGCGGAGCUGAAGAAGCUGGAGAAGGAGAUCAAGGACAAGCAGCAAACGAUAAACGAGAAGAUUGGAGUCAAGGAAUCAGAUACCGGUCUCGCACCUCCACAUCUAUGGGAUAUUGCCGCCGACCGCCAACGUAUGCAAGAAGAGCAGCCCCUCCAAGUCGCCCGAUGCACCAAGAUAAUACAGGACGAGAAAGACUCGGAAAAGAGCAAAUAUGUCAUCAACGUCAAGCAAAUCGCAAAGUUCGUCGUCAACUUGGGAGAGCGUGUCUCACCCACGGACAUUGAAGAGGGCAUGCGAGUGGGCGUCGACCGUAAUAAGUACCAGAUCCUGCUCCCUCUACCGCCCAAGAUCGACCCUUCGGUUACCAUGAUGACAGUCGAGGACAAGCCUGACGUCACAUACGGAGAUGUGGGAGGAUGCAAGGAGCAGAUUGAGAAGCUGCGAGAAGUCGUCGAGAUGCCGCUGUUAUCACCAGAGCGCUUCGUCAACCUCGGAAUCGACCCUCCAAAGGGCGCUCUACUCUACGGCCCACCAGGAACCGGAAAGACGCUUUGCGCGCGAGCAGUCGCCAACCGAACCGACGCCACCUUCAUCCGUGUCAUUGGUUCCGAGCUUGUCCAGAAGUAUGUCGGAGAAGGUGCCAGGAUGGUGCGUGAGCUAUUCGAGAUGGCGCGAACAAAGAAGGCGUGUAUCAUCUUCUUUGAUGAAAUCGAUGCUGUCGGUGGAGCGCGUUUCGACGACGGUGCUGGAGGUGACAACGAAGUACAACGUACCAUGUUGGAGCUCAUCACACAACUCGACGGUUUCGACGCUCGCGGUAACAUCAAGGUCAUGUUCGCCACAAACAGACCUUCCACUCUAGACCCUGCCCUCAUGCGUCCUGGACGUAUUGACCGAAAGAUUGAGUUCUCGCUACCAGACAUGGAGGGUCGUGCCAACAUUCUCCGCAUCCACGCCAAGAGCAUGAGCGUCGAGCGCGAUAUUCGUUGGGAGCUUAUUUCCCGUCUCUGCCCUAACAGCACAGGUGCCGAGUUGAGGAGUGUAGCGACAGAGGCCGGCAUGUUUGCCAUUCGUGCGAGGAGAAAGGUUGCGACUGAGAAGGACUUUUUGGCUGCCGUUGACAAGGUCAUCAAGGGCAACCUCAAGUUCAACUCGACUGCCACGUACAUGCAGUACAACUAA
Messenger RNA from Bipolaris zeicola 26-R-13, 1320 nucleotides. RefSeq lists its product as uncharacterized. The transcript has 3 exons. The record is from RefSeq and is a predicted model, not a curated record. Gene Ontology annotation, cellular component: proteasome regulatory particle, base subcomplex. Gene Ontology annotation, biological process: proteasome-mediated ubiquitin-dependent protein catabolic process. Gene Ontology annotation, molecular function: proteasome-activating activity; ATP hydrolysis activity; ATP binding. Bases 1 to 1320 code for a protein of 439 amino acids. Lineage: Eukaryota; Fungi; Ascomycota; Dothideomycetes; Pleosporales; Pleosporaceae.